Molecule: messenger RNA, 1581 nt
Organism: Aspergillus melleus
Lineage: Eukaryota; Fungi; Ascomycota; Eurotiomycetes; Eurotiales; Aspergillaceae
Exons: 7
Coding region: 1-1581 (526 amino acids)
Source: RefSeq, a predicted model, not a curated record
AUGGCGGGUUUUUGGAAAUCCUUCGCGUCGGUGUCCCUGUUGGCCACCGGUCUCCCGACAUGGGUCCAGGGCGCUGCUGUCCAGUCCGUCGGUGCGCGUGUCUCAACCAGCAGUGGAUUGAUCGAGGGCCAUGCCGCCCCCGGGGAAUCCAGCGUUUCCGAGUAUCUGGGUAUUCCGUAUGCGCAGGCCCCCACGAAUGAUCUGCGUUUUGCUCCCCCAGUGGCGUAUGAAUCCAAAGCCACGAUUCAAGCAAAAGCCUAUAGCCCGGAUUGCCCCGCUACUAUCGGCACGACGCCCCUUGAUUUCCCUGGUUUCACUUCGCAGGCUGUGAAGAUCAUCAAGUCUUUCGCUCAACAGCUGGGCACCUCUCAGAGCGAGGACUGUCUGUAUUUGAACGUGUGGACGCAGCCCAAGACCUCGACCCCAAAGCCCGUUUUGGUUUUUAUUCACGGUGGUCGGUUCGCUGUCGGCGGUGCCAACAGUCCGUUCUACGAUGGACAGCACCUGGCUGCGAAUGAAGAUGUGGUUGUCGUGACCUUCAACUACCGAUUGAACAUUUUUGGAUUCUCGGGUGCUCCAGGACUGACUCAGAACGUGGCGCUUCUCGAUCAGCGGAUGGCCGUAGAAUGGGUUCAUGAGAACAUCGCUGCGUUCGGUGGAGAUCCAGAACACAUCACUAUCUUUGGACAGUCGGCUGGCGGUGCGUCUGUUGACUACUAUUCGUACAUCUGGACCGAGAAGCCGCUUGUCAGCGGUCUCAUCUCCCACUCGGGAACUGCGCUUAGCUUGAAGCCAAACACAGCCGAGGAGUCGGCCAGCUACUUUUAUCACGUCUCAAAGACCCUGGACUGCGGUGAUAGCAGCGACGAUGUCGAGGAAGUGGUGAAAUGUCUCCGUCAACAGUCAUACGGAGAUAUCCUGAAGGCCGUUGCCAAGGUCCCUGCCGCUUCGUCGCCAGCGCUCCCACAGCCUGUCUUCCAUCCGACCGUUGAUAACGUCACUGUGUUCGGUGACUAUGCUGAGAGGUCAGCGGCCGGGAAAUUUGCCAAACUGCCAUACCUGGUCAACAAUAACGACAACGAAGCCGGUUACUACCGCGUCAAUGCCUUCGCUGCCAGUCUGACUCUUACCGAUGAGGACUGGAAUCAGUUCAACCUGGCCGCCUUCACCUGCCCCAGCGAUCAAGCCGCCAAAGACCGUGCUGCCAACGGAGUCGCCGUUUGGCACUCACGCUAUUUCGGUGACUGGGACAACAUGCGCCUGUAUCCCACCAGCGGUGCUUACCACGGAGUCGAUAUACCCAUGGUGUUUGGCAAUUCUGCCGACAUCAGUGCGGUGUCUGCCUCCAAAGUGGAGCAAGAGUUUUCCCAGUACAUGGCCUCAGCGUGGGUAGCGUUUGCCCGUGAUCCUCAAAAGGGAUUGACCAAGUUCGGAUGGCCCCAGUAUGAUGCCAAGAAGAACACACUCAUUGGUCUUGCGCACAAGAACAGUGUGAAGGCCGAGUUCCUCAAUCCCUCCGACUUUCAAGAAGGCUGCGCCGCCCUAGACGGCGACACUACACCUGGAAAAGGUGCUUUUUAG